AUUUUGAAUGACUAGGUGCGCUAAACCAAGACUUUUAUAAACGACUCCUCUCUCUCUCUCUCUACCCGAAAACCCCUAAAACCCUUUCGCGUUUUAAGCAAGCAGCAGCAGCUGAGGCCGCUCUCUCAAGUGUCACUCUUUGUCAUGGCGACCACCGUUUCCCCACCUGCGGAUCAAGCUGCAGACUUGCUGCAGAAUUUGGCCUUGGAAUCUCAGACCAAGGGUCCUGAUGAUAUCCCUGACCCUGCCACUGCCAGGAAGCCCGUUGACGUGACUUCUAAGAGCAAGUCUUAUGAUCGGUCUACGGCCCCAUUGCGAAAGAAUUUUAUGGAUCCAUCUGCGUGCUAUCUACCUAAUGGUUACACAUCUUCUGCCUAUUACUAUGGAGGCUAUGAUGGGACUGGAAAUGAGUGGGGCGGGAUUCCAAGUUAUGUUAAUCCAAAUGGAAACGAUGUGAAUUCUGCUGUCUAUGGGGAUAAUGGUUCUUUUAUGUAUCAUCAUGGUUAUGGUUAUGCACCCUACAGCACAUAUUCAACAUCGGGGUCUCCGGUUUCAACUGUGGGAAGUGAUGGUCAGCUAUAUGGACCUCAGCAGUACCAAUAUCCUCCCUAUUUUAAGCAGCUGAAACCUAACAGUGGCUCACACACCCCUAAUUCAGCUGUUCCUUCCCAGGGGGCUGUCUCUACUGCAAAGGAUGCUGGCCACAAGCCCUCACUUGUAGGAACAGCUAAUGGGAAUCCCGUUGGUGUUCUGGCCAGUGUGUGUAAGAAGGGAAAUAGUCCUUCCGAUUUCUCAAGACCACCAUAUAAAAACUCAUCACUGAAUCUAAGGGGUUCCUGCAAUGGGUACUAUGAUGCAAUGUGUGGUUUUGAUGGGUUGGUAACUCCUACCCCAUGGUUUGAACGGCCAAUGUAUUCAAAUGGACUGGGUAAACCAAUGACUGGAAACGCAGUCAACAGAACUCCAUCUUCCAAGAAUCAGACUUCUCGAUCAAACUCUCAAUUCAUGGAUUUGUACCACACGAGGAUGGGAUACGGUAUGGAUACAGCUAACGGACUUGUGAAUGGGAUGUAUGCCAAUGAAUUGUAUGGUCAUUAUUGGAACCCAAUUAGACUUGGUAUGGGAUUUGGAUCCAAUGGUUUUGGUAUGCAUAGAAAUGGAAGUGGGUGGACGGCUCUUCAAAACAAGUAUAAAACCAGGGGGCGAGACAGUUCCUUCCGCUUUGGUAACCAAGACAUAGAAGGCUUGGAUGAGUUGAACAAGGGACCUAGAGUUAAAAGUUUAAAAAAUCAAAAGGGAAAUUCACCUGUUGCUGUAGCAGUCAAGGGGAACAAUAUGCUGUUGAAUAAAGUUGACGAUGAGAAGGAUGCAGUUAGCAUAAUGGCAGAGCAGGAGCAGUACAUCGGGACAGAUAUCUGUGAUCAUUAUGCUGAUGCUAAGUUCUUCAUUAUUAAGUCAUAUAGUGAGGAUGAUGUUCAUAAGAGUGUAAAGUAUAAUGUUUGGGCCAGCACACCAAAUGGAAACAAUAAACUUCAUGCAGCAUACCAAGAGGCUCAGGGGGAGUCAGGUGGCUGCCCCGUGUUUCUGUUUUUCUCGGUGAAUGCCAGUGGCCAAUUUGUUGGCCUAGCGGAGAUGGUGGGGCCGGUAGAUUUUAACAAGAAUGUGGAACAUUGGCAACAAGACAAGUGGACUGGCUAUUUUCCAGUUAAGUGGCACAUUGUAAAGGAUGUACCCAACAGUUUGCUAAAGCACAUUACCUUAGAGAACAAUGAAAACAAACCUGUCACUAACAGCAGGGACACUCAAGAGGUCAAGCCAGAGCAGGGGCUUAAAAUGAUCAAGAUGUUCAAGGAUCAUUCCAGUAAAACAAGCCUUUUGGAUGAUUUUGAGUUCUAUGAAGCUCGCCAGAAGACAAUUCAGGAAAAUAAAGCAAAACAGCAGAUCCGGAAACAGGUAUUGGAUGGGAAGCCAAGUGAUGGAAGAAAUGAUGGGGCAAAUGAAGCGCUCAAAUCCUUGGAUUCAUUUGGAACUACGUUAGAUUUGAUUAAGGAACCGACACCAAGUGCUGAGACCGGUGAGGAACUGAAGUUGUCGGAGAAUGGAUCGGUUGCUGAAACAGGAGGAAAUCUGAAGGCUCCAGAACUAGCUGUGACCGAGAUGAUUGUAACAAAAUAGGUUGUAAAUGGUUGCUAGUUUGUGCAAUGCACCACAGUGGCUUGAUCCAUUUAAGGUUUUAUUAGUAGGAGUUUCUUGAGUGGAUUUACUGCUUUCAGUUAAGUAUAUUAGUGAGUCGGUGUCGUUUAGAGAUUUCCAGGCCCCAUGUCAUUGUACAUUGUUCAUGUGGGUCGGUUUGUUUGAACAAUAGUUGCUCCCAUCUCCCUCCUCUUUGUCUGCGAGAAUCUCUCCCCCUGGCAGUAGCUUAAACUUUACAAGUGUAAGGAAAAUAUGUUUUAUAAUGCUUUUUGUAGAAAUUCACAAAAAGGGAUUGGAAAA
This is a messenger RNA of Pyrus x bretschneideri (Chinese white pear), 2493 nucleotides long. RefSeq names its product YTH domain-containing protein ECT2. NCBI's taxonomy places the organism in Eukaryota, Viridiplantae, Streptophyta, Magnoliopsida, Rosales, Rosaceae. Gene Ontology annotation, biological process: mRNA destabilization. The transcript is spliced from 9 exons. The record is from RefSeq and is a predicted model, not a curated record. Gene Ontology annotation, cellular component: cytoplasm. Gene Ontology annotation, molecular function: mRNA binding. The coding region runs from base 145 to 2175 and encodes 676 amino acids.